This is a messenger RNA of Raphanus sativus (radish), 390 nucleotides long. Its product is annotated as organelle RRM domain-containing protein 6, chloroplastic. The coding region runs from base 37 to 390 and encodes 117 amino acids. The record is from RefSeq and is a predicted model, not a curated record. Lineage: Eukaryota; Viridiplantae; Streptophyta; Magnoliopsida; Brassicales; Brassicaceae. The transcript is spliced from 4 exons. Gene Ontology annotation, molecular function: RNA binding.
GGAAUCGCCUGCGGCACACAUCCAGACAGCUUCAUAAUGCUCAGCCAUCUCCUCAAUCGCUCUCCCAAUCCAUCUCUUGUCUUCUCCAGAACCUUCUCCUCUACUACACUUUUCGUCAAAGGCAUCUCUUUCUCAAGCACAGAAGAAACAUUAACUCAAGCUUUUUCUCAAUAUGGUCGUGUUCUUGGUGUGAAUGUUGUGAUGGACAAAGUCAGAUGCAGACCAAAAGGGUUUGCUUAUGUCAAAUUCUCUUCCAAAGAAGAAGCCGACGAAGCUUUGUUACAACUUAACGGACAGUUGGUAGACGGGCGGGUCGUGGUCCUCGACACAACAAAAGCCGUAAAACAGAAAGACCAACCAGACUGCAAGCCUAAGCAUGCAGGUGGGUGA